UACAGUUGAUAUUUAACAGUAUACAUUUGUGUGUCAUUCGUCGUGACUUAAGUACACGUCGUGUAUUAAAGCCAGAUAAUAAACUUAUGCAUGUAGAUUUAACUUAUGAGUAAUAUAACUUGACGCCAUGAGUACAGAGAAAAUACCACAUGUUAAAUUAAGUGAUGUUAAGGAAGCAUAUAGCAGGAUAAAAUCCGUCGUUAAAAAAACUCCAGUAUUCCAGGAUGACGACUUCGAUGAAAAAUACGGAGGAAAGUUCUAUUUUAAAGCAGAGAACAUGCAAAAGACCGGAGCUUUUAAAAUAAGAGGGGCUUUAAAUGCUGUCCUAACGUUGCGAGAAAACGGAGAAAAUUUGAAAGGAUUGGUGACCCACAGUAGCGGGAACCAUGGUCGGGCCAUGGCUUGGAUUGCACGGAGUUUUAAUUUACCUUGUAUUGUCGUCUGCCCUACAACAGUGCCGGAAGCCAAACUACAGAUCAUCCGUAACUUAGGAGCUGAUACAGUGCCGUGUGAACCAACUCUAGAUGACAGAUUACGAAAAGUAGGACAAAUACAGGAUGAACGAGGCUACACAUACAUAUCAACAUGUGACGAUUACACUGUUAUGGCAGGUCAGGGAACUAUAGCGCUGGAGUUUUUAGAACAAGUACCUGAUUUGGAUGCAAUAUUGGUUCCGACAAGUGGCGGGGGAAUGAUCGCCGGCAUUUGUGUUGCUGCAAAGAGUAUUAAUCCGAAAAUAAAAAUAUUUGCAGUUGAACCAGAUGGGAAAGACUUACAGAAAAGUUUAGUUGCAGGCGAGCGUCUUUGGCCAAAUCCUCCUAGAUGCCUGGACACUGUGGCUGAUGGUAUGCGAAUGCAGCAGCUCGGGACAAAAACUUGGCCAAUCGUCCUUGAACUGGCAGAAAAACACGUGUUUACUGUGACUGACGAUGAAGCAAUUGAAGGAAUGAAGUAUGCCUUUGAACAUAUGAAGCUGGUAGUAGAACCAUCUGCUGGAACCACCAUUUCUGCAGCAAUGUCACGUGACCUAGACAAGCUGGUACCCGGUCCGUCGCGAAAAGUUGGAGUAAUUUUAUGUGGGGGAAACGUUGAUAUCCACAAUUUACCGUUUUAAAUAUUUAACCUAAAGUAAAUAAUUAUGUAAAUAAUAAAAUCAUAUAUAGUUUGA
Ruditapes philippinarum (Manila clam) is the source of this 1168-nucleotide messenger RNA. Its product is annotated as probable serine racemase. The coding region runs from base 128 to 1114 and encodes 328 amino acids. Gene Ontology annotation, molecular function: ATP binding; L-serine ammonia-lyase activity; magnesium ion binding. Gene Ontology annotation, biological process: pyruvate biosynthetic process; L-serine metabolic process; D-serine biosynthetic process. The transcript has 9 exons. The record is from RefSeq and is a predicted model, not a curated record. NCBI's taxonomy places the organism in Eukaryota, Metazoa, Mollusca, Bivalvia, Venerida, Veneridae.